Messenger RNA from Caenorhabditis angaria, 2422 nucleotides. The record is from the annotation of a GenBank genome assembly. NCBI's taxonomy places the organism in Eukaryota, Metazoa, Nematoda, Chromadorea, Rhabditida, Rhabditidae.
AUGCUGUCAAAAUGUCUACAAAUAACAUCAAAAACCCAUCAUCUCAUCAAUUAUUCUCAUCGAAAUCUCAACAUCAAUUUCAAAUUCUGGAAAAAGCUUCAACCAUUGUGCGAUCUCAAAAACCAAACAGUAAUUCUGGCAGAUGGUUCAAGAAAAGCUGCUUGGCUCAAAGAUCGAGAUCUUGUCGAUUCGUUUGUUCCAAAUAUUCAUACAACUUAUGAUACAGUAAGAUAUGGGCUUAAACUAGCUGGAGACAAGGGAAAAAUGUUUGGAGAACCUUUGAGAAAUAAGAGUGGAGAAGUUGAAUGGAAAUGGAUCAAUUAUUCGGAAGGAAUCAAACAAGCUGAUCGAAUUUCACAAUCAAUGAGAAGAAUUGGAUUGAAAGCUGGAGAUGAUACUAAAAUUGGAAUAUUUUCCAAAAAUCGGACAGAAUGGUUGUUGGCAGAUAUGGCUAAUCAUAAUUUCAGUAAUGUUACAGUACCAUUUUAUGAUACGAUUACUGUAGAUGAUAUGGUUUAUAUUAGCAAUUUGACAGAGAUUCCAUUGAUUUUUACUGACUCAGAGGAUAAAACCAAGUGUAAGUACAGGUUUAAGUACCAAACACGAUUUGUUCUUACAAUUUCAGAGAGAUGCAGACUAGAAAUAUCUAGUUAGCGACUCUCAAACGUUGAUGUCAAUAGAAUAAUUUCUGAUUUCAGUGCUCAUCGAAACCAAACCUCGCUUAUCAACUCUCGAAACAAUCGUUCAAUUCGAUCCAAUUUCAAAAUCCACUCGAGACCUUGCAACUUCCCAAAACAUAAAAGUUUUCGGCUUCAAAGAAUUCGCCAAUUUAUCCAAACUCAUUGAUCCAAUUCCACAUGUUCCGCCAAAACCCGAUUCCAUCGCAUCAAUUUCUUUUACAUCUGGAACAACUGGAAGACCAAAAGGAGUUAUGUUGAGUCACAUCAAUUUGUGUUCAGUUUCAUCGUUGUUGACAGAUUUUGAGUAUGAUAAAGGGGUUGGCGAACGGUUUUUGUCGUAUUUGCCGUUGGCGCAUAUUUAUGAAAGAUGUUGUAAUGUUUCUGCACUGAUGACUGGAGGGUAAGACUUUUUCGAAAAGAAAAAAAUAAAACAACGUCACUCCGCUUGCACAUUGUUUAGUUUUCUCUGAAACCGUAGUAUCGUUGUUUUGUUCGCACUCUUUUCUAAUUUUCCUUUAUUCUUGCAGAAACAUUGGAUUCUAUCGUGGAAAUCCUGAAAAUAUUUUGGAACAUGCUAGAUCUCUCCGGGUCAAUACAUUCGCCACAGUUCCCAGAGUCAUCGACAAAAUUCACAAAGGAAUUAUGAGAUCUCUUGUUAAUCAACCAAUAAAGAGAAAUAUUCUGAAAGCUGCGAUUAAUUACAAACUUCUACAUUACAAGAUCACGUAAGUUUUUUUUUUUGAAAAAAAACUCCAAAGAUCCAAUUUUCCAGCGGAACUUCAACUCGUGACACCUGGGUUGAUAGAAAAAUUUUGAAAAAGAUUCAAGAUCUUCUGGGCCCAGAUCUCAGGCAAAUAACCGUUGGAGCUGCGAAAAGUGAAGACCGAACACUUUCUUUUAUGCGCGGUGCAUUUGGUUGCCAUGUUUUCGAAGGAUACGGGCAGACAGAAACUUCCGGUCCAAUUGUAGUUCAAAUUCGUGGUGAUAUUAGUGUUGGAAAUGUUGGAAUACCAAUUCCGUGUGCAAUGAUCAAAUUACGAGAUGUUCCACAUUUGGACUAUUACGUGGAUAAAAAUGGUGGUGAAAUUCUAGUGAAAGGAUACAAUGUGACAAAGGGUUAUUAUAAAAAUGAAAAGGCUACAAAAGAAGCAUUCACAGAAGAUGGAUUUAUGAAAACUGGAGAUAUUGGAAGAUGGACAAGUAAUGGAACCCUUGAAAUUAUUGAUCGAAUGAAAAAUGUGUUCAAAUUACCACAAGGAAAAUUUGUAGCACCAGAAGGUGUUGAAUCCCUUUAUAUUUCUUCUCGAUUUGUAAAUCAAGUUUAUGUUCAUGGAGAUGUUCAAAAACCAUGGCUUGUUGCAAUUGUUUCGCCAGAUGUUGCAGUAAGUUUUUAUAAAAUUCAAGCACAACUAUUCAAUUUUUGUAUUUUCCAGCAACUAACUGCUUAUGCUGCAAGUCGUUUCAACAUUACUGGAAAAUCGAUUGAAGAACUGUGCAAAGAGCCCCAAUUAAUCAAUGCGAUUCAAAGAAAAUUGAUGUUGAUUACAAAAACUCACGAUCGUCCAAAAUAUGAAGGAGUUUAUGCAGUUCAUUUGACACCUGUUCAAUUCACAUCGGAAAAUGGUUUGACUACACCAACUUUGAAGAAUAAAAGACAUAGUUUGGCAAAAUGGUUUGAGAAGGAAAUCAAUGAUAUGUUUCAUCAAAUUGAACAAGAUGAGGCCAAAAAGUAUCUUGAAUGA